This is a messenger RNA of Musca domestica (house fly), 2330 nucleotides long. Its product is annotated as pyruvate kinase-like. Gene Ontology annotation, cellular component: cytoplasm. The record is from RefSeq and is a predicted model, not a curated record. Gene Ontology annotation, molecular function: magnesium ion binding; potassium ion binding; pyruvate kinase activity. Gene Ontology annotation, biological process: glycolytic process. The transcript has 2 exons. The coding region runs from base 303 to 1892 and encodes 529 amino acids. NCBI's taxonomy places the organism in Eukaryota, Metazoa, Arthropoda, Insecta, Diptera, Muscidae.
AAUUCUUAAAAAAUAAGUAUGUUCGAGUCAAGAGAAUUUCUUUAAAAAUAUCCAGUUUUGAAGAUGUCCAUGAGGUUAGGUUAAAAUUAUUUAAAAAUCUAAAAAAAUGUCUUAAAAAAUUCAUAAAUAUACCACGUUUGAGAAUUCUUGUUGGAUAAUGUCUGGGAAGGUUAAAAAAUGCAAUUAAAAUAUUGUAAAUAUUUUUUAAAUUAUAUUUGAAAGUAAUGAAGCCAAAAGCAAUUUUAAAAUUCACAAAAACAAUAUCAAAAUUUUCUGUGAAAAUUUAAAAAAUCUCAAUAAAAAUGAACGAUGACCAGGCAACGCCACGAAAGUGCCACCUAAUCUUCAAUGAGCCUGCUUCUCAAUAUCGUCGGACCAGUAUUAUUGGCACAAUAUCGAAGGCAUCUCAAGAUUCCCAAAUAUUACAACAAAUGAUUAUGGCUGGCAUGAAUAUUGCACGUUUAAAUUUCUCGCAUGAUACACAAAUGUUUCAUGAGAGAUCGCUGCAGUUAUUACACGAAGCUACUGAACAUUGUUCCCAAGAGGUGGGGCGUAAUAUACAAAUUGCUUUAGCCUUGGAUACGAAGGGACCCGAAAUAAGAACUGGCCUCUUGGAAGCUGGUCCAAAUGCUGAAAUCGAAUUGAGAACCAAUGAUAGUUUCCGUCUAUCUAUCAAUCGUGAUCUGAUGGAUAAGGGAAAUCGUGAUUUUAUUUAUGUGGACUAUGAACGGAUUAUUGAUGUCCUGCUGCCCGGAUAUUUGGUGUACAUAAAUGAUGGAGCCGUGGAGUUGGUGGUAAAGGAAUUGGGUGUGGAUUGUGUGAUGUGUCAAAUACGCCGUGGUGGUACAUUGGGUUCUCGCAAGAAAAUUAAUUUACCCGGAGUCAAUGUGGACCUGCCAGCUGUAUCGGAAAAAGAUCGAAAUGAUUUGAAAUUUGCUCUCAAACACAAUUUUGAUAUGAUUUUUGCUUCAACCGUGCGCAAUGCCGAAGCUGUAAGAGAAAUACGUUCUGUGUUGGGUCAAAAGGGCAAAGAGCUAAAGAUAAUAGCCAAAAUCGAUUGCAUUCAAAGUUUGCAAAAUAUUAAUGAGUUAUUGUCCGAGGCUGAUGGCAUACUCUUCGAUCGAGCUGAUUUGGCAAUAGAAAUCCCUCCGGCAAAAAUAUUUUUAGCUCAAAAAGCCAUUGCUGAACUUUGCAAUAAAAUGGGGAAACCCAUAAUAAUUGCCUCCCAGCUUCUAGCUUCCAUGUGCAAGAAGCCAACUCCCACCCGCUCAGAAGUAGCAGAUUUGGGUAAUGCAAUAUUAGAUGGUGCCGACUGUGUUAUGCUUUCGGCGGAAACAGCAAUUGGAAAAUAUCCCGUUGAAUCUGUGACCAUGAUGGAUGGUAUAGUUCGUGAAUUUGAGUUGGCUAUGCAUAGGGGAAAUGGAGUAAUAGAUAUUCCCCUCACUUUGGAUCCAGUUAAUACAGUUGCCAUAUCGGCUGUUAAUGCUGCCAAUAAAACUAAGGCUUCGGCAAUUAUUGUUCUAACCACUUCCGGACGUUCGGCUCAUUUGCUGGCAAAAUAUCAUCCUAAAUGUCCUGUUUUGGCUGUGACGAGAUGUUCUCGGUCAUUUAGGCAAUGUUUUCUAUAUCGUGGCAUUGUUCCAAUUCUUUACACAGAAAAACUCGAUGACAAUUGGCUGGAAGGUGUAGAUGUCCGCAUACAAUAUGCCCUGAAUAUUGCAAAACGUAUAGGGAUUGUGAAAACUGGCGAUACCAUACUCAUUGUUUCGCCUUGGAAAGAUGGUGCAGGUUUUACGAAUAAUCUUCGUCUCAUUUAUGCCUACUUUGAGCAGGAUGAUAUUGAUUGUAUGGUUCAGGGCGAUCGUAAGUCGACAAAGAAAUCCAUAUUGUAAUUCGGAGAUGAAUUGAAUUGAUGAACAAGAUGUCAGAUGUUUUACCCUUUAAAAUAUUCUGAAUUCAGAAUUGAAUUAUAAGUUCUGAAAACCCGAUCAAAAAGUGUUUAUAUCGCUGGAUGUUGAAAACUAGGAUUCCAGAGUAAAAUCCAUAAGAACCGGAUGAAUUAAAGACGCAAAUGGGAAAUUUAUAUAAACUGCGUGGAACACCAUAAUGAGGAACAAGAAAACAGGCAUCUUAUUUGACAGGACCUACUGUCCACUGUAAUAAAAAAUCACAUUAAUUCAAAUUCGUUUCAACUUUGCUUUCGAUUUUUAAAGAUUUUGUGAAUCUUGUUUCAAUUCCACAUUAGUGGGACUUAUCAAUCACGCUUCGAUUAUUAGAUAAAUAAAAAUUUCACUAUUUCCGAGCUCUUCGAAAGACGAUUAAAAAAUCAA